Prorocentrum cordatum is the source of this 1602-nucleotide messenger RNA. NCBI's taxonomy places the organism in Eukaryota, Dinophyceae, Prorocentrales, Prorocentraceae. The record is from the annotation of a GenBank genome assembly.
AUGCGCACGAGCCUCGCCUUCGAUGAUUUGCGUUGGGAGCGGCCAGCAAAACACCGAGCUGAGCUAGUGCACAUCCGUGCGCUGGUCUGCGUCGAGGCGAGAGAUGGCGCGAGCAGGGGCAUUCCCACGGUCGCCGAGGAGGCAUUGCUCACCUGCCAGACAGUGUUAUGCAUCCUGGGGUGCGCGCUGCUCUUCGUGUGCAUCUUGCUUCCAACGAGCAUGAUGUGGAUGCCAUGGGAGAUUCACAUGGCGUACUUCCAUAGUUUCGUUGCAGGAGUUUCCUUGAUGUGGUCAAGCAACACUCGCUACAUGUGUUUCGGGAACCAAACCCCGCUAUGCGUACGUUGUGGGGCGUGGAUGCUUGGCGCAGUGCUAUACAUGUGUUUGCUGAUGUUAUGUUCUGGUGAAUCGGAACAGCUCGUGUGGCAUAUUGCUGUUGUGUAUAUGGGGUCGUUUCAGCUUGCGUGCGUGUUCUUUGAGUGCCCACAAGUAGUGGUGAAGCACCAUUCCACGCAGGCUCAGUGCAUGAAGACGGCCUGGGCGUUCAUCGCUGGGACGGCUCUCGGGGCUUUGCCAUGCAUGGUGGUCGUUCCUAUCUACAUCACGGUCUGGCGCUGGAAGUCUACGUCGGAUCAUCCACUGGCGAUGACUAUUCUGGUGCUUCUGUGGGUAUUGCUUCAAGUCCUGCUAAAGUGGAGCGGAGUUCAUAUUUGGCGAACCGCUUGCCAGAUCGCCCCACAUCUCGGGCACCUGUUCUGGGUACUGUAUGUUGAGCUCGUGCUUGGUCUCCUGGGAAUUGGCAUCUUUAUGCGCACGAUGGGAUCUGCUCUUGCAUAUUCGCUUUCCACCGCGACGGUAAUGGCCGCGAUCACGAUUCGUGGCCUCCACGCAGGGAGGUAUGCACCAGGCACGGCCGCACUCAUGGAGCAGCGAGUGGUCUUGUUUCUGGAAAUAUAUGUUUCGCUGGCUUCCAAGAUGAGUGUGUUUGUCGUAUAUGUAGUGCAUGCAUCCACGGAGGUUGCGUUUGGGAGUACGCUUGCUCUUAGAGAACGUGCAGUGCGCUCGACGAUGUCAGGUGGAAGUCGCCCUGUGCCUAACCCUUUCCCUGUGAUCCUCUUCAAGCGUUCGAGAACCAGCGGUUCUUUUGACAUAGUGAUAGGCUUAACUUGUUGUGCAAUCCCAGCAGUAUUCAGUAUGAUUACAUGGCGCUUGUUGCCAAUGGUUUGGAAAUGCGAACGCACCUCUCAGCGAAACCGGAUCUCUCCUGAGCUUGUAGGCGCCCAGUCGUGCCGAACCAUUUGCACCACAACCUCUUCACAUCACAGCGAUGACGUCAAAACCUCGGCCAGUUCGAAUCCAUCGAGCGGAAACCAUGACAGAGCUGAUCCCAGCUGCGGUGUAGACGAGGCUCCGAGGAGGUCGGACACCAGCUCUGGCUGGCUCCCUGCAGACUCGGGCAGCACUGUGGCUUCCAGUCAGAUCCGCUUGCUGCGGGCUUUUGCCAGUGACAAUUUGUAUAACUUGGUGAGCUUCUGGUGUUUCACUAUGUGCUUGGUGAUACUGAUGAUGAGCACAGUAGACACACUGCCAGAUUUUGCCUGA